GUAAAAUAGAGUGAGGAUAAAAAAUAAAAUAUCGUAUACUAAAGUGAAUGUAAGAAAUAUUGCUUAUUUUUAUUAUGCUUACUAGCUUAUUAAACUGUUGUUUACUGAUUUGAUUUGGUUUUAUCUACUCUCUUUUAGCUUUGGAUUCUCAAAACUCAGUUAUUUGGUAAUAUUUAAAGACCAAGUCAUAAUCAUUAUUAAACAUGAGUGGGCCAAAAACUUUACCUCCUCUAAUUCUCGAUAAGCAUAAAGACUUCAUUAUGAAUUGUGCCCCCACCGAUGGAUCUUUAGAGCAAACUAUGAGUGAACAUUUGAAAAUGAGUGGCAUUUAUUGGUGUCUAACUGCAAUUAAUUUACUUCAAGGCGAUGAGUACUUGGCUAAUCAUCGCGCUGAAAUUUUGGACUUAAUCAGAAAAUGUCAACACUCCUCCGGGGGAAUCGGACCAUCUGAAAAUCACGAUCCUCAUCUUCUUCACACCUUGAGUGCCAUCCAGAUAUUAACCAUUCUAGAUGCUUUGGAGGAAGAUGUUGUUGACAUUUCAAAAGUUGUAUCUUAUGUCAAAUCCUUGCAACAGGAAGAUGGAAGUUUUUUCGGAGAUAAAUGGGGUGAAAUUGAUGUCAGAUUCUCUUUUGGGGCCAUUGCAACUCUUUCGCUUCUCGAUAAAUUAGAUGAAAUUAAUGUGGAAAAAGCUGUGGAUUUCAUUAUGAAAUGUAAUAAUCUAAUUGAUGGAAGUUUUGGUUCUAGGCCUGGUUCAGAAUCCCAUGCUGGUCUUGUGUAUUGUGCAUUAGGAGCACUGGCAUUGACAGGUUUUCUAGACAAGAUUGAUGCUGAUCUUCUUGGCUGGUGGCUCUGUGAAAGGCAACUUCCCUCCGGUGGUCUUAAUGGUCGACCAGAAAAGCUUCCUGAUUUGUGUUAUUCGUGGUGGGUUUUAGCUUCAUUACAAAUGAUUGGUCGUUUGCAUUGGAUUGAUCGCAAUAAGCUGGCUGAAUUCAUUUUAGCAUGUCAAGAUCAAGAAACCGGUGGAUUUUCUGAUCGCCCGGGAAACGUGGUUGAUCCUUUUCAUACACUUUUUGGUAUUGCUGGCAUAUCAUUAUUAACUCAUUUUUAUCAAACUUCAACAGAUCAAAGCGAUAAACCUGCACCAAUAGACUUUGAAUCAGUUAAAAAUUCGAUCGGCUUUAUUAACCCAGUUCUCUGUUUACCCGAAACUAUUGUUUCAAAGAAGAAUGUCAAAAUGCAAUUGUUAUUCCUUUAAACAAUCAAUAUUUAAUGUCAAUCUAUCAAAUCCAUAAAACUUUUUUCACUUUAUAUCUUUUAUCUAUGUAAAAUUUUUAUUGUCAUUGAAAGCUCGAUUAAAAACUCGAAGGAAAGAAAACUUUACAUCUU
Messenger RNA from Tetranychus urticae (two-spotted spider mite), 1387 nucleotides. RefSeq names its product geranylgeranyl transferase type-2 subunit beta. Gene Ontology annotation, biological process: protein geranylgeranylation. The record is from RefSeq and is a predicted model, not a curated record. NCBI's taxonomy places the organism in Eukaryota, Metazoa, Arthropoda, Arachnida, Trombidiformes, Tetranychidae. Gene Ontology annotation, cellular component: Rab-protein geranylgeranyltransferase complex. Gene Ontology annotation, molecular function: Rab geranylgeranyltransferase activity.